AGCUUAUUUUCUUUUUGAUUUUUUUUUUUUAAACUUUGAGAUACACAGAUUUUGCAGAAAAUAGUUUCUCGAGUCCAAGAUUCAUCCUGUCCUGUGAGAUCUCUUAGUACCAAGGAGUUCCGACAUUUUGCUAAUAAGAUUGGAAAUCUUGAGCGUCCAUUUCUCAAGGAAUUUUUUCAUCGGUGGGUCGGGUCUUUUGGGUGUCCAGUUCUAAGGAUGGGGUUCUCAUACAACAAACGGAAGAAUAUUGUUGAAAUGGCAGUAUUAAGGGGAUGCACUGCUACACCUGAUUCAAGUACAUUGAUUCUUAGUGCUAAUCCUGAUUCUGAAAAUCGAGAUGGUGAUGUUGGAUGGCCUGGGAUUAUGAGUAUUAGGUUUUUUGAGAUAGAUGGGAUGUCUGAUCAUCCAAAGCUGCCGAUGUCUGGAGAUACAUGGCAACUACUGGAAAUACAAUGUCAUUCUAAACUUGUUGCUAGGCGCUACCAGAAACCAAAAAAAGGUGCUAAACCUGAUGGGUCUGAUGAUAAUGGCGAGGUUGACACGCGUUCCAGCAUGGACUCCCCCUUGUCAUGGAUUAGGGCGGACCCAGAAAUGGAAUAUCUUGCUGAAAUUCAUCUUCAUCAACCUGUACAGAUGUGGAUAAAUCAAUUAGAGAGGGAUGAAGAUGUUGUUGCUCAGGCACAAGCUAUCAUGGCACUGGAGUCUUUACCACAGCUUUCGUUUUCUACUGUCAAUGCACUGAAUAAUUUCCUCAGUGAUUCCAAGGCCUUUUGGAGAGUCCGAAUAGAUGCAGCAUUUGCAUUGGCAAAAACAGCAUCAGAGGAAACUGAUUGGGCUGGAUUACUCCAUUUGGUAAAAUUUUAUAAAGGUCGAAGAUUUGAUACAAACAUUGGACUCCCCAAGCCAAAUGACUUCCGUGAUUUUCCAGAGUACUUUGUACUUGAGGCGAUUCCACAUGCUGUUGCAAUGGUAAGAGCUGCUGACAAGAAAAGCCCAAGGGAAGCUGUUGAAUUUGUGUUACAACUUUUGAAGUAUAAUGAUAACACUGGAAAUCCUUACUCUGAUGUAUUCUGGCUUGCUGCAUUUGUCGAUUCAGUUGGUAAUCUUGAAUUUGGUCAGCAGAAUAUUUUCUUCUUGUCGUCUCUUCUCAAGCGCAUUGAUCGACUUUUGCAAUUUGACAGGCUGAUGCCUAGCUACAAUGGGAUCUUGACAAUCAGCUGCAUUCGAACCUUGACGCAAAUUGCACAUAAGCUUUCUGCCCUGAUCAAUCUUGAUCAUGUCUUUGAGCUUAUUAAACCUUUUCGGGAUUCGAAGGCAUUAUGGCUUGUUCGAGUAGAAGCAAACAGAGCACUUCUUGAUAUAGAAUUUUAUUGCAAAGGCCUUAAUUCAGCAUUGUUAUUGUUUAUAAAGUUUAUAAUGGAAGAGCCAACUCUGAGAGGGCAGAUUAAAAUGGGUGUGCAUGCUAUGCGGUUGUGUCAGACAAGUGUUGGAUCUGGUUCUAAUGAUGAGGUUGAUAGUGUUACUCUUGUGGCUCUACUUCAUUUGCUUGAGAGCCGUAUAGCAUUCAACAAUGUGUUUCUUCGCCAUUACUUAUUCUGUAUUUUACGGAUACUUGGAGGAAGAUCGCCAACACUUCUUGGAGUACCUAGGGAUAAAUCAUUGCGUAUGGGUGAUAUGGAGACCUGCAGUAAGCAGAAGAACAUUUUUGCAGCUCUCAUUGCAGAAACAAAGCCUCCAGAACCUUCUGCUCCUCUUUCCGUAGAAGGCCAGCCGGCAGAACCUUCCAUGCCUCUUGUUAUUGAAGACCAGCCUGCAGCUGUUCUUGAUUCUGGAAUAAGGCCUCCAGAACCUUCUUCUGCUAUUGGUCCUGAGAUAAAGAUGUCAGACCCCAUUAGUGAUAUUCAUACGGAGAAACAGCUUCCAGAACGUCCUGCAGACAUCCUAAACCAGAAGCAUGAUAAUUCAGUCACUCGAGAAGCUUCCAAGGAAGUAGAUGCUGUUUCCAUUAGUCAUGAGAAGAAGAAGCCGGUAGUUAAGAUCAGGGUCAGACAAUCUGCUGCAACCAGCAGAGCAGAGACUGAUAAUCGAACUGUUGAAAGAUCACAGGGAGUUAAUCAUGAUAUUGACCGUGGCGCGACCAGUUCAGUCUCAGUUGAUGCACCACAAAGACAUUCAGUUGAGGCUGUAAGCAUUAGUAAUCAAAAUCUUGAGGAAGUAAAUUCAUGUCAUGAUCGUGGGUCCCGGAUGACUGCGAGCAUAGGCAGUGCAAAAAUUGCAAGUGAGGGAGAUAAUUUUGGAAAGGAACUCCAGUGCACUGCUGAUUCUGGCAAGAUAUCUGCACAUCCCCGGCUAGAUGAUCCAUCAUCACCUAGCAUUGUGCAGGAUAACAAUGUUGACACUGACGUACAAAAAUACACAAGUCUCAACACCCUGUCUGAAUGCGGACGCAGCCAUGAUGGUGGUUCCCUGUCAGUCUCUCUCUUUCCCAGUAAAGAGAAAGAGAGAAAAAAAGAUAAAGAAAAGAAAAGGAAGCGAGAGGGCCACCGCGAGGGUCAUAGAGAUGAUCCGGAGAAUUUGGGAGAGAAAGCGUCUGAAGAACGAGAAAAAACGAAAGGAGAAGAAAUGGCAAAGCUGCUUAGUGAAGAUGCAAAG
This is a messenger RNA of Carica papaya (papaya), 2652 nucleotides long. Lineage: Eukaryota; Viridiplantae; Streptophyta; Magnoliopsida; Brassicales; Caricaceae. The record is from RefSeq and is a predicted model, not a curated record.